GCUUGAUAUUUGAAGAGAUAACAGACGUAAUGUCUGAAGAAGUAGUGGAUGUGACACCCGAAGGGACAACAGACAUAACACUUGAAGAAAUAGUAGGCAUAACUCCAAAAGGAGCAGAAAACACAACACUCAAAGGAGUGACAAACAUAACAACCGAAAA
Messenger RNA from Racocetra persica, 160 nucleotides. The record is from the annotation of a GenBank genome assembly. NCBI's taxonomy places the organism in Eukaryota, Fungi, Glomeromycota, Glomeromycetes, Diversisporales, Gigasporaceae.